Messenger RNA from Ostrinia nubilalis (European corn borer), 4784 nucleotides. Its product is annotated as probable G-protein coupled receptor Mth-like 3. NCBI's taxonomy places the organism in Eukaryota, Metazoa, Arthropoda, Insecta, Lepidoptera, Crambidae. The record is from RefSeq and is a predicted model, not a curated record. Gene Ontology annotation, biological process: cell surface receptor signaling pathway. Gene Ontology annotation, molecular function: transmembrane signaling receptor activity. The coding region runs from base 446 to 2626 and encodes 726 amino acids. The transcript has 9 exons. Gene Ontology annotation, cellular component: membrane.
UGUUACAUUAACACGACAUCGCUUAGCGUACCCAUCGUGUUUACGUGCGCGUACCUUUGCUUCGUUUAAAGAGGAGGGGAAGAAAUUGUUGAUAUUAUAAGUUUGAAGUGUGUAUUACAUAACUGCAUUUAUUUGUUGUUGUGUUAUUGCACUGAACACAGAGCUUACGGCAAGUUUUGAGAAGUUUGCAUAAAAAGCGUGUGAAUUCAGACGCGUAGAUCGCUGCCCACUUCGCUGAAUUCAAGGCCACAGCAGCCUCUGGGGUUCCCGCGGCCGCCGCACACCGGGAUCACUGCCGAAUUAUUCACUCCUCCGCCGCCGGUCAGCCUCGACGGACGCAGCUCCACCCACCAGCCACAGCGAUGCUCCGCGCGCCGACCGACAUCCACUACCUGUUGUGAAUCGAACUCUACCGCGUUGCCUUCGUACCGGUUACGAUAUAAAAAUGUGGCGAAUCGUUUUUUUGUAUAUUUGUGUUUGUGCUAGUGCCAAUAAUGACUUUCCAACCUUUCGCAAGUGUUGCCCGGAGGGCCAGAAUCUGAUAAAAGUGAUGAACCCGGAUGUUGUAAAUCUUGAAGAUUCGUACGAAUGCCUCGAUAGUGCAUUUGAAACCGUAUACAAUAUUACCAAUCCAAAGCCUACUCUUUUUGUGUCCGAAGGCGUUACUGUAGAGUAUGGUAUGCCUAUGGAAUGUGAUUUUGAAAUGAUUCCUUAUGAUGGUAAUAUUCAAUUAUCUGAAAGCAGUAAUUAUUGCUAUGAUAGACUCGUUGUGGAAAUAAUCAAUGGGACGGUGAAAAAAGUGAUUCCUAAGACAAUAGCUUUAGUGUGCAAUGGAACUGAGCUUAACAAUGAAUCUAGCGUAAAAGUCAUUAAUAUCCGGAAGUGCUGUCCACCUGGACAGACGUAUGACACCGAGUUUCAUAUGUGCAGAAGAGGCGGUGAAGGUUACGAUGAGAGGUGGUUGAUAGAAAAGCUUCAAGCGUUUAGUGGCGUGGUUUAUGAAUUCGACGAUGGACUUCAAUGCAAGUCAGCUGAAUAUGCUGUAGAAUUGAGAGAAGAGAAGUUCUUUGUAGUUUUAUUGGAGAGAAGAUUAGAUAUUUCGAACCGUAACCGAGAGGGUGGUGGUGGACAGUCUCCUCAAGGCAACUGGUGCGUGGACCGGGAGUACAAUAGUCGGGGGCUGGUGGCGCGGGUGUGCACUGAGGACUGCUCCAGGUUUGAUGCCCUGUGUGUUAGAAAGUGCUGCCCAGUAGGACAACACUACUUGCCUUUCCACUGUGGAACACUAGCUGGUCGGUGUGUGCCUAAUAAAGAUGACAAGGUGUUGUAUGACUUAUCCGAUUAUGUCCAUCGAACGAAGAGCAAAUACGGAGUUGGAGAUAUAAUGGGGUUACGGUCAGAUAUACAGUGCAAGAGCGGCAAGAUAUCGCUAAACAGGUCGUAUCCUUCUGACUGGCACCACCUCACCAGGAACGGUGAUAUGGAAAGUGCCUUAGGGGUGCGGAGCGACUACUGCCUCGAAGUAUUCGACACCAGCUUCUGCGGGGUGGAUCCGUACGUGUCGGCCGUCACGUGCUUCAUCAAGGAGGCGCUGAUAAAGGACUUCAGGUUGUCUUUUGUGCUUAAUAGCCUGUCAGCCGUGUGCCUGGCUCUGACGCUGAUAGUCUACUGCGCGAUCCCGGAGCUGCGUAACCUGCACGGGAGGAACCUGAUCUGCCACGUCAGUAUGAUGCUGCUGGCGUACUCGUGUCUCGCGCGCGCACAGUACGAGUUCGUCAGUAAUCGGACCCUCUGCACUGUUCUAGGGUACGGGAUCUACUUCGGCUUCGUGUCGGCGUUCGCCUGGCUUAACGUCAUGUGUGCCGACAUCUGGUGGACAUUUGGGAGCGUCCGUACCGUCAACCCUCUCCAGAAGGGCAGCGCAGGCCGUCGCCGGUUCUGCUGGUACUCCCUCUACGCGUGGAGCGUGUCUGUCAGUCUCACCCUCAUAAUGUUCCUAUUCGACAAGUUUCCAGUGGCUGACGUUCUAGAUGCAAACAUGGGCAUGUAUAGGUGCUGGUUUGCAGCUGACCAAAACGCCGAGUCGGACUGGCCGCAUUACAUCUUCUUCGUGAUCCCGUUGGGCCUGGUGUCGUGUUCUAACUUCGUGCUGUGGGUGCUGACGGCACGACACUGCUCGCGCGUCAAGUCCGAGGUGCACAGGCUGCAGGCUGGCUCCGUCGGCGAUCGGGUUAGGAGACGCUUCCGAAUCGACAAGGCCAAUUUUGUGCUGACGGGGAAGUUGUGGGUAGUGAUGGGUGCUGGGUGGUGUUCCGAGCUCCUUUCGACUCUCGCCUUCAACCCUGACCAGUGGAUAUGGACAAUUGUCGACAUGGUCAACGAGCUGCAAGGCGUGUUCAUCUUCAUCAUCCUCAUCUUCAAACCGAAGCUGUACUACCUCAUCAGAAAGAGGCUUGGUUUCUCAAGGACAUCGAAAAAUCCAAGGCUGGAGAAACCUGACGCGCAGAAGAACGGCACCUCAUCGACGGCUCGCACCUCCUCCACCUUCUUGUCCAGGACCAUCAGCUCUGACGAGCGCGCGCACGCCCGCGUCUCACUCCCUAACAACAACGCUAAGCAACUCUGAAUGUUCCACACGUUUUCCUCACAGACGGUGUUUUUUAACUAACAUCUAUGACCUUCCACUCCACUUUUCAUCCCUAGGGUAGUGAGCGAAACAAUCGCAUGCGACCAAAUAAUUUGACUCGAUGUUAAUUAAUAGUUAUUUAAGGUUACUUUACCUAGCUACAGUCGCAAACAAGGUAGACUACCUUUUUUUGCAAAAUCAUACUUAUUACAACUGCGUUAGAUUGCCACACUUUGUUUGCGUGGUCGACGCAAGUUCACCGUCCCUGCCCUAGGUUGUGCCUACUUUAAAUUCAUGCGUAACAACAGACUGCCAUUUACUGCCAAUGUGUCUGGCAAUGUACCUAUGCCUACUUCAAAUGAUAACGUAGGUACAUGGUAAUUGAAAGAAAAGUAGUCAUAAGUGAAAACUUGUGGAAAGUCGUGGAUAAACCAAUUGCAAUAAAAGCACUGCUGCACCCAAGUAACUAAAGAUGGUAGAGCAGCAUGGUAUGUUUCAGCAAGAGGAUCCUAAUUAAACUACCAAGUUAAAUAACUUAUACGAGUAGUAAGAGCUUAACUUCCCAAUAUACAGGGUGGAAACGAUAAGUGAUCUCACUCGAUUAUUUCUAAACUAUACAAGAUAUCAAUAAACUAGUUACUGAUUCUGAAAGUGCUUCAUAAGCUCUAUUAAACGGUAUUAAUAGGUUACAGAAUAAACUGGAUCUAUCCGAAAAUUCAAUGUUUCCAGCUUCCAUACAUUUGGUAAAGUCACAUUAUUUUAAAAACUACACAUGAUAUCGUAAAACUGUUUAUUGAUUCUAAAAGUGCUUCACAAGCUCUAUCCAAUGGUAUCAAUAAUAGGUUACAGAAUAAACUGGAUCUAUCCAAAAAUUCAAUGUUUCCUUCUUCGUUCCAUACAUUUAUUACUGUCAUGCAUGACUCAGUACACAGUCAUGACACUCAUCUCUUGACAAUAUUAUAGCAAGUAAAGCCUAAAACCAAUGUUUUCCAUGAAUAAUUUUAAAUAAGAAUACAAUUUACGAGUUUAAGGGUUUAUUAUUAAAUAAAAAAAAUUACACUUCUAAUAUUGUGUGGCUGGCAUACAUUUAGUAUGGAAGCUGGAAACAUUGAAUUUUCAGAUAGAUCCAGUUUAUUCUGUAACCUAUUAUUAUUGGUACCGUUCGAAAGAACUCAUGAAGCACUUUCAGAAUCAGUAACCAGUUUUUCAACAUCUUGUAUAGGUUAGUAAUAAUCGAGUGAGAUCACUUAACGUUUCCACCCUGUAUGUAUAGGCUAGUUUGUUAAGCAGUAGGUAUUUUUACAAUAUCUCUCUCGUUUUAGUGUCGAGAUAGAUUCUAGUGUCUCUUAAACAGAUAUCGGAUGAAUGGUGUCGCCAGUUUUUAAUGAAGCUUAACGAAUUAAACCACCUUUUCGAAGCGUGCAAUUUCCACUUUCGCCCUUAAAAACUUAAAAUUAAUUUAAUAAUCUUUAAGGUUUGAUUUAUAACAAGGCUAGUUCAUUUUUAAGUUUAAAAUAUUUAAAGAUAGAGACGCGAUCUAGUCAUAGUUUAAGACUUUGUAGUUACGAAAUUCGUGAGGCAUUUACAACCAUAUUCGAAAUUGUAAUCUCUAAGUAUUUUUAUAAUACACAAAAAAAGCUUUAAACAUGUGCGUUAAAAUUUGAAAAGGCACCUUUGAUUUAUUUUAGGGCGUUUGAAAUCGUAGAGUAGAUUAACUGCAUAUUGAUAGGUUGUUUUAAUGAUUUAUUGUUAGUUAUUUAGGAAUUACGUGUCAUUAAUUAUUUAAGUUUCAUGACGUGUGAUUCUAAAAGUGACAAAAGCUUGAAAUACGUAGAUGUAGUUGGUGAGUGUAGUGACCAACAUAUGACCGUCAUAUUUUGUAGAAGUGUAAAUAUUUUUUAGAUAAUAAGUAAUAUUGUUUAAUUAAAUCAUCUGCCUCUAUACUGUAUUUAAAUUAACAUCUGUAUCGUCGUGUAUUAUGGACAUAAGGAAGUCUACCCGAGUAAUUAUGUGGGAGGGAAUCGACUUUUCCUACCCUAAAAUAUCUCCUUACAUCUGUUUCAAAUAUGUAUUAAAUUAAAAUAUAUUAAUGUUCGGUGAAUCAAGUGAAAUACAAUUUUGAUUAUCUUAUUAAUAUAAUAAAUAUUUUCAUUCCAUU